This is a messenger RNA of Alnus glutinosa, 2871 nucleotides long. RefSeq names its product LRR receptor-like serine/threonine-protein kinase IOS1. Gene Ontology annotation, molecular function: protein binding; protein kinase activity; ATP binding. The coding region runs from base 69 to 2705 and encodes 878 amino acids. Lineage: Eukaryota; Viridiplantae; Streptophyta; Magnoliopsida; Fagales; Betulaceae. The record is from RefSeq and is a predicted model, not a curated record. Gene Ontology annotation, biological process: protein phosphorylation. The transcript is spliced from 13 exons.
UAAAUUAAAGCAUACCAUGGCGGAAAACAUGUCCGCAACUUUGUUCCAAUAGAGAAAAGGAAGCUUAGAUGGCGACGGGGUUCAAACAUUUCAUCUUCGAAUUGCUCGCUGGUUUGGCUCUUCUACUGGUGGUUCAUGGCCAGGACCAAUCAGGCUUCAUUAGCAUAUCUUGUGGGUUACCAGCGAAUUCUAGCUUCACGCAGGUUUUAACAGGCAUAAUUUACACUUCAGAUGCGGUCUUCAUAGACACAGGCACAAGUACGAGCAUAUCACCUGAUUUGAAAGCUAGCUUUCAACGAUACGUAUGGAAUCUCCGAAGCUUUCCUCAAGGAAACCGCAACUGUUACAGCAUAAACGUCACAAGAGGCACUAAAUAUUUGAUCCGAGCAGAAUUCUUGCAUGGGAAUUAUGAUGGAAAAGGUAAUUUACCAGAAUUCGAUUUGUAUCUUGGACCAAAUAUCUGGGAGACAGUCAGAGUGGAUAAUUCAUCGAUUUCUAUCGUCAAGGAGCUCAUACAUGUCCCGUCUCGAAACUAUUUACAUCUCUGUCUCGUAAACACGGGCCUUGGGACACCAUUUAUAUCAUCAAUAGAGUUAAGGCCAUUGUUAAAUACCACCUAUGUCACUGAAUCUGGAUCAUUGGCACUCUUUUGGCGGGUAGAUGUUGGUUCAAAUGAAGGAUACAGAAUAUUUAGGUAUCCAUACGAUGUUCAUGAUCGCUAUUGGGCGUCCUAUAACUACUUUUUGUGGACAACUUUAAGCACCAAUCUUACCGUUUACUCCCAAAGGCACAGUGAUUACCAACCACCAUCUGUUGUCAUGAGUACUGCCGUCACACCUUCAAAUGGUAGCGCUCCCUUGGCGUUCUAUUGGACCUCAGAUGCUGCAACUACCGAAUAUUAUGUCUACCUGCACUUUGCUGAAGUUGUAAAGCUCGAAGCCAACCAGUCCAGAUCAUUCAACCUUACCCUCAAUGGGAAGUACUGGUAUGGACCCCUUGUUCCCGAUUACUUAUCUACAACCACUCUGUAUAGCCCAUCGGCCAUAACUGGAUCAAAGAGAUAUGAAUUUUCAAUCUUCAAAACUGAAACUUCAACACUUCCACCCCUCAUCAAUGCGAUUGAGAUACACUCAGUGAAAUAUCUCUUGCAAUCAGAAACAGACCAAGGAGAUGUUGAUGCCAUCGCAAAAAUCAAGUCGACGUAUGGAAUAAAGAGAAUUUGGCAAGGAGAUCCGUGUGCCCCUGAAGGAUACUCGUGGGAUGGUCUAAAUUGUAGCUUUGAUGCUAAUACUUCUCCUAGAAUCACAUCCUUGAACUUGUCCUCCAGUGGACUAAUUGGACAGAUAUCUGCCGGCAUAUCAAACCUCGUAAUGUUGCAAUAUUUGGAUCUAUCUAACAAUAACUUAACUGGAUCGGUGCCUGAUUUUCUGUCUCAAUUACAAUACUUGAGGGUUUUAAACUUAGAACGAAACCAGCUGUCUGGUUCAGUUCCAACUCAACUAAUUGCAAGAUCAAACAAUGGUUCGUUAUCACUAAGUGUGGGUGACAAUCCAAAUCUAUGUGGAUCUGGUUCGUGCAAAACGAAGAAGAACAGUACCGUUGUUCCAAUAGUUGCAUCACUUGGGGGAUUGUUGAUCCUCUCUAUGAUUGUUGCUGCUAUCUUGUUUGGACUUAAAAGGAGGAGAAAACAACAAGUUACAAUGGUAGAGACUGAAUCCAAUAUUCAAAAUCCAUCAUUGGAAUCAAUACAACGACAAUUUACAUAUUCUGAACUCCAAAAAAUUACAAACAACUUUGAAAGUAUUCUAGGUAAGGGUGGAUUUGGAAAAGUUUACCGUGGCAAUAUCGAUGGCAUUCAGGUAGCAGUAAAGAUGCUCUCUCACUCAUCAAUUCAAGGGUUUCAGCAAUUUCAAUCAGAGGUUAAACUUCUUAUGAGGGUUCAUCAUAGAAACAUAACUACUCUUGUUGGGUAUUGCUAUGAAGGAACUUACAUGGGGCUCAUUUAUGAGUACAUGGCCAAUGGAGACUUAGAACAACAUCUUUCAGGUGAGAAGGCAAAAAUCUUGAGUUGGGAAGAUAGACUCCGAAUAGCGACUGAUGCAGCACAAGGAUUGGAGUAUAUGCACCAUGGUUGCAAGCCGCCUAUAAUUCACAGGGAUGUGAAGUGCACAAACAUCUUGUUAAAUGAAAAUUUUCAUGCCAAACUAGCUGAUUUUGGGCUGUCCAAAUUUUUCCCCACCGAUGGCGGCACUCAUGUGUCGACCCGUGUUGCUGGAACCCCUGGGUAUCUGGACCCCGAGUACUACAUAUCAAAUUGGUUAACUGAGAAAAGUGAUGUUUAUAGCUUUGGAGUUGUUCUUUUAGAGAUAAUCACAAGUCGACCAGCAAUAGAAAAAUCCCAAGAAAGGACUCACGUAAGUCAAUGGGUGAAUUUCUUGCUUGAGAAAGGGGAUAUAAUUAAUAUUGUUGAUCCAAAGUUGCGUGGAAAUUUCAACAUAAACUCUGCUUGGAAAUUUGUUGAAUUAGCAAUGGCUUGUGUGUCUCCUACUUGUGCUGAAAGGCCAACAAUGAGGGAGGUCGUGGCGGAACUAAAUGAGUGUUUAGCAACUGAAUUAGCUCGCACAAAGAAGGGCCAUGAAUCACAGGAUUCAAAUGAGAUUAUGAACAUGAAUCUUACUAUUCAACUCAGUCCUUUAGCACGUUAAAUCGUUGUCUAAUUUUGAAAUCUGUAUUUUGGAUCUUGAACAUUUUUUUUCUUUGUAUAUAUAACUUUUUGUCAAUGCGUAUUGUACUUCAAUGAAUCAUCCAUGAUGGUUCUAAUGGACUAUUUGUUUGUAAUAUUUACUAAAUUUAUAAUCAUUGUUGAUCCAA